AUGACUCUCGACAUCUUCCAGGCGUGUGAGCGCGGCGAUACACACGCGGUCCGAACCAUUCUCGACGGAGAGCCUUCCCUCGUUCACGCUACCGAUGCCUCUAACCGCACUUUGCUCACGCAGGUUCUCCAGAAGGGAAACGUCGAGAUAGUUCGCGAACUUCUUGCCCGGAAUGCUGACCCUCGUGUUGCACAAGCUGUUGCGACGCCGAACGAACAAAAUGCCGAGGCAUUUGCGAUUGUUCGCGAGGCUUCUUUGCACGCCGACACUCGCAUGGCUAAUAGCCAGUCAUCCUCUCGUACGGGUUCUGCGCAUUCGCCGACAUCAGGUGAAAAUGCUAAUGCGCCGCCAGCCAACCUGCCACCGCCGGAAAUCGCUCGUUUGAUUCCAUGCAAGUUUUUCCCCAACUGCCGGUAUGGUGACCGAUGCAUGUUCCAGCAUCCAAUCGGCAUAGCAUUGAACCCAGCAGACGGCUCUUUUCUUCCGCCACCACCUGGCUCUCAGCCUAUGUUCUAUCCAGGUCCGAACGGCAUGCCUCUUCAACCCCCUCCAAAUCCAUAUGGGGUGCCUCCGCCAUACAUGGACAUGAAUCCUCCUGUGUUUCAGAUGCCUUUCGGACCUAACGGAGCGGUCCCUAUGUAUGCCCCUCCUGUGAAUGCAUUGCCCAACAACUCAGACUCGAACAUCACGAAUUCGGCAACUGACUCUCAGCAACACAAUGCAUCGGUGACUGAAGAUUCUCAGUCUUCGACCAAUACCACGAGCUCUAACAUUGCCCAAAGUACUGCUCCCCAAACUUCCGGGUCUGCAGCUCCCGGCUCGGCGCCUCCUUCUAAUCAGGCCAGGCCAGCGAACAAGAAGACUGCCAAACCUUCGCGCUCGGAUAUGAAUCAGCGGAAUCGUAUGAAUGGCGGUCGUCCUUCUUGCGCAUUCUUCGCUCGCUCUGCCUGUCGAUAUGCAAAUGAAUGCCGGUUCCCGCACGUCCUGCCUGACGGCACGGAUGCUCGUCACUUGCCUAAUGAUCAAGAGGCGAAGUUGAACAAAAACCCGACGAGACGCACGAAUCAAGCAUCAGACCGCCGUGGCUCCGAUGUUGAAGCUGGUUCUAACGGCAGCUCAUCGGUCCAGGCAAAUGGCAAAAAAGGCAGUGGUAAUGCCCGUCGCUCCAGCAAUGCCAACAACGGACGUGGAAAAGGCUCACGUCGCGGCCAGACGACAUCUUCUCACGCAAAUCGUAAGACAGUGCAGCGUGUACCAAACAGCGACGAAUUUCCGGCCUUGCCAGGCGGAACGACUACAGAACCUCCAGCGCUCCAACAACAGUCUGGCAAGGCAAACUUUUCGGCUAUUUUGAGUGCCCCUGCCCCACCAAAGCCAGCUAAGACGUCACCUUCAAACAGCGAAACAGCGGCCAAGUCUGCAGCAGCAAAAUCACCUACUUCUUCCUCGUCCCCAACUGCUCCGGAGGAGCAGACCGAACCCAUAACUGAAUCUGGCAACAACAACUCGCAAGCCAAUGCCCAGGCCCCAUCGCGUGACUUUGCCGCUGUUGCGGCUACUCAGCCCAAUGCUGUUACUGCGUAA
This is a messenger RNA of Malassezia globosa CBS 7966, 1584 nucleotides long. RefSeq lists its product as uncharacterized. The transcript has a single exon. NCBI's taxonomy places the organism in Eukaryota, Fungi, Basidiomycota, Malasseziomycetes, Malasseziales, Malasseziaceae. The record is from RefSeq and is a predicted model, not a curated record. Gene Ontology annotation, molecular function: metal ion binding. The coding region runs from base 1 to 1584 and encodes 527 amino acids.